AUGUCAACGGGUCGGAAAUCCUCCCACGGACGUGGCCGAAUACGCAAUGCAGCCCAGCUGGAGCGCAAACGCAUCUUAGACCGAGAACACCAGAGACUCCGACGUCAGAAGGCCAAGCGGCUAUCUGACACGAUCCAGGAGGAAAUGUCCCAGUUGCGACAAGACCUCACAUUGACACUGGGUAGAUUGGACAGGCUCUGCCAACUUGUGCAAAUUCAUGAAGUCUCGGACUGUCUCAAGACUAGUAAGGCAAAUAUAGGAGUGAUGGAAGGUGUAACCAGCGGACACGCACCGCCAGUCCCAGUAUGUACUAUGUUAGGCAAAGUGCGGAUCACACCAAAUCACUCGGCUUCCACACAUACACAUCCACCUGGCGGUUGCCCAGUAGAUAGCCACAGACUGGACGACGGUAAGGGACUCUACCAGCCCUUUUCUACCGCCAACCCAACCAUUGCAUCUACCUGCGAAUGCUUCUGUGGUAUCCAUCAUCAAAGCAUUAAGGAGUGCACAGACUUCCAUACCAUUCAACUGCUGCUAAAGGCCCACACCGCCAUACAGUACACCCCAGCUGCACCACAGCUCUAUCCGCGCACCCCCAAGAUAGCGAGUUUACUAUUAUUAGAGGACACCCUUAACCCUGUUGUCGAAGUAGUGGGUCCUAUGUUGAAGAGAAGCAGCCCUGCCUCACUGAUUGAUACAGUAGCCAUCUAUUUGAUCAUGUACCGCUUACUGCGAUGGAGAGUCUACCCUAUCCCAGAGACCUUUCGAGAUGUUCCCUCAUGGUACCGUCCGUCGAAGCUCCAGCGAACUCAGCCCCAUCCUAUAUGUAUCGACUUCCUUGCAUGGCCAGAUCUACGGGAACAUCUUAUCCUGAACUUCGCUUCCUUAGACAAACUCAGCUUUAGCAGAUUAACAACAGAUGCUAUUACUGUCCACUGGCCUGGGGAUCAAUAUGCAAUAAUGAGAGACAUUGAGGGCGACUGGGCUUUGAAUCCACAAUUCGAGGAUCAUGUUUACACCUACUCUAAUUGGAAGUUAAAGCGAGGAUGGGCUGACAGAUUCCCUCAUCUUGUACAUCUAGUAAAUACCUUUGAUCAUUAA
Molecule: messenger RNA, 1101 nt
Organism: Aspergillus caelatus
Lineage: Eukaryota; Fungi; Ascomycota; Eurotiomycetes; Eurotiales; Aspergillaceae
Exons: 2
Coding region: 1-1101 (366 amino acids)
Source: RefSeq, a predicted model, not a curated record